GCAGCGACACGCGCCUUCAUUGGCGAAAGCUGCGGAGAGAGAGCGAAUCACGUGGGCGUGCGGGGUGUCUUCCCGGCCGUGACCGCGGGGCGCGCUGAGCUGGGGGCUUGGUUGGGGAGACGAUGAGCGGCGGCCGGCGGAAGGAGGAGUCGACGUCGCACUCGCCGCAGCAGCAGCAGCAGCAGCAACACUUGGUGGCCAACGGCGGGGGCGGAGUGUUGCGGGGUUCGCUGUGGAGCAAAGCGCUGCGGAGCGACUCCUCCUGGGAGGACAAGGAUGAAUUUCUAGAUGUGAUUUACUGGUUCCGACAGAUCAUUGCUGUUAUCUUGGGCGUGAUUUGGGGCAUUGUUCCAUUCAAGGGAUUUGUGGGCAUUGCAAUAUUCUGCCUCAUAAAUGCUGGCAUCCUGUACCUCUAUUUUAGUAGCUUUCAGCAGAUAGAUGAAGAGGAAUAUGGUGGAACAUGGGAGCUAACAAAGGAAGGGUUCAUGACGUCCUUUGCAUUAUUUUUGGUUGUCUGGAUAAUUUUCUACACUGCCAUUCAUUAUGAUUGAAUAAGUCUGCCAAAUCAAUUGUCUUAAGAGAUUGAAGAACACUUUAAAAAGCAGCCUUUGGACUGGGGGAGGUAAAAUACCAUGGCUUUUAUACCCACAAAUACAAGGAGUUGGGAUAAGCCUUAUGCCUUCUGAGAAGAGAAGUUGAGUCUGUUUUGAUUAUUUUUAAAAAGUUGUUGCUUUUCCAGAACUUUAAAAAAAGCCAUCACAAUGUUUUGCAAACAGUACGAGACUGUUCAACCUUAUAGCCCUCUCUGUGACUUUAUUCAAUAUGGCGAUGACAAAUCUCUUUAUCCUAAAAAGAUAACCCUGUUAAUUAAUUUGUCCCCAUUGAGCUGCUCUCUCUGAAUGAGAUAUAUUCAAAUUGUGACGUCUUCCAUUUGCUAAAUGUACAGUUUCAAAACAGUAGCCAUUAUGUGACAUUUGGCAACAGGAGAAUUCUACAAAAUGGAUUGUAGACAGUUGUUUCAGCUUGUUUAAAGAAAAUUAAAGAUCUGAUUGUAUAAAGUAUUAGUGUCUUUAACGGGUUCAUUGAGGGUUUCUUAAAUGUUGAUUGCUUAACAGUGUUAUAAUCAUAGUCAGUUUCUGAACAUUUUGGGAUAUUAAUUCCUUAUUGAGCCGUGAAGGGGAUGCCUGACUUGACUGUUGAAUUUACAGAAACAGUCACAGUGAUUUAGAAGCAUUUUAAUAAUUUAAUUUGUCAGCUAAUUCAGUUCUCAGUGCCUACCUCAGAGUCCAGUAUCUUAAUGCACAAAAUAAUUUAAGAUGUAUUUCAGAACUCAAUUGCUUUGAGUUCUUGAUGGUUUCUGAAGUUGAAAAACAACACAAAAUAAUUAAGGCAGCUAAUGUCAUGUAUAUGGAACUAACUCUUUCACGUUGGGACUAGAGUGACCUACAGUUUUAGUUUUAAUCUUUGUAAUUAUGAAUAAAGUUAUCAAAGAUAAUGACUGUUUAGUUAACUUACAAAUCUUAAAUAUAUUGACAAUACAGUUUUAUAUAUGCAUUCCUGUCUACAUGGAUGUCAUUAGGAAGUGAUCUCUUAAUGGAGUAGAUUUGUCUGUUUUAAUCCUAAUCUAACAUGAAUGACAAAGAGAAGCUUUCCACUAAGGUUGUUUUAUGAUGAGAGCAUGACUUGAGUCUUCACACACUGUGGAUGAAUUCCUAAUUCUUCUUACUUUUCUGUUAAAUUCUAAUUUUAGUAUACUUGACAUCACAAAGUAGUUUCUAUAUAUUAUCCUUCAACACCAUUUGUUCUUUCCCUUUGUCCUUGUACAGUCAGAGAAGAACUCUACUACGGGACAGGGAAGGUAGAAAUACUGCAGCUGCUAAGAAGUAUAGCAAGUCCAGCUCCUGUAGAUCUUUAUUCCCAGCUUUACAAAUUUGCUUUUCUGGUGUGUGGAUUAAUCAUUCACAUGACCCUUACGGAUUGGAAGCAAUCAUUUUCCUCCCAAGAAGCUUAAUCUCUGCUGGGUUUAAGUAGCAUUUUAUUUUGUUCACUUAAAGUUUCUGUGACCCACAAGGAACAGUAGAUGAUUUUAUACUUAAAAACACUCUAAUAAACAUCACAUGUUUAAGAA
Molecule: messenger RNA, 2128 nt
Organism: Pogona vitticeps (central bearded dragon)
Lineage: Eukaryota; Metazoa; Chordata; Lepidosauria; Squamata; Agamidae
Gene: RAB5IF
Product: RAB5 interacting factor
Biological process (GO): mitochondrial respirasome assembly
Source: RefSeq, a predicted model, not a curated record